Chlorella variabilis is the source of this 1719-nucleotide messenger RNA. RefSeq lists its product as hypothetical. The record is from RefSeq and is a predicted model, not a curated record. The transcript is spliced from 18 exons. Lineage: Eukaryota; Viridiplantae; Chlorophyta; Trebouxiophyceae; Chlorellales; Chlorellaceae. Gene Ontology annotation, molecular function: protein binding; RNA binding. Bases 1 to 1719 code for a protein of 572 amino acids.
AUGUAUGCACCCUUCACAGAGCUGGUGUCUGUGGAGCUGGAGGGUGAGGGCCGCCCGCGCCGCCUGUCUGUGGUCAUCCGCCGCGUGGACAUCAUCCCCAUCGCCUCCCUGCAGUCCUUCAUGAAGGGUCAGGAUGAGGAGCUGGCGUACCACGCCAUCCAGGCGCUGGAUGUGGUGCUGAAGCACCGCGCCUCCUACAACAGGGACUGCCUGCCCGUGGGCCGCGCUUUCUUCUUCCACGACGAUCAAGUGCGCUCCAUCGGCGGCGGCGCGGAGGUGUGGCUGGGCUACCAGCAGAGCCUGCGCCCCUGCCAGACCGGGCUGGCGCUCAACAUCGACAUGGCUGCCACCGCCAUGCUUGAGGCCUCGGAGCUCACAGACUACAUGUACGAGAAGAUUGGGGAUGUGCAGGGGCGGGGGCCCACCCCCGUGCAGACCCGCAUCCUGACCCGCGCCCUCAAGGGAGUCAAGGUCAAGGCCAAGCACAACCAGUUCAAGAAAGCCAUCCGCUCCGUGUGCCGCGGCUCGCCCUUUGAGGAGAAGUUCAUGAAUGAGGCGGCGGGCAAGGAGAUGACGGUGGCAGAGUACUUCCUGCUGCAGUACAACAUCAAGCUGACCAACAGGCAGCUGCCAUGCAUCGCGGUGGGCAAUGGCAAGGUCAUCCUGCCGCCCGAGCUCUGCACCAUCGCGCCCGGCCAGCGCCGCUCCAAGCUGACAGAGCUUCAGACGGCAGAGAUGAUCAAGACGGCGGCGCAGAGGCCAGAUGAUAAGGCACGCUGGAUCGACCGAGUGGUUGACCAAAAGGGCUUUGGCCUGCGCGUGGAUGGGCGCCAGAUGGAGGUGCAGGCGCGCGUGCUCCAGAACCCCCGCCUCAGCUACGGCUCACCCGCCAACUACGACCCCAAGGCAAGCCUGCCGUUUGCGGCAGCGGGCAGAGGCUUUGGCUCCUGGAACCUGCGCGACGUCAAGUUCCUCACCGGCAGCCAGCUCGGCUCCUGGGGCAUCGCCUGCUUCGCCAACCCGCGCUUCGCCGAGGCAGACCUGACCCGCACCCAGGCGGAGCGAGGCGGGCCAAGCUUCAUCAAGGCACGCCUGCCAGGCCCGCGCAGCGCUGAAUUCAUUGACAUGCUGAAUGCCUGCGGCGUGCUGACCCCCACCAACCCGCUGCCCCCCUGCAUCAUGGCCCCCCGCAACGCAUCCCCCGCGGAGACCAUGCGGCGCACCGCCGAGGCCGCACGCCAGACCUUCAACCGACCCUGCCAGCUCGUGCUGGUGGUGCUGCCCGACACAGGCCAGCAGCUGUACAAGGAGGUGAAGCAGGCAGGGGACUCGAUGCUGGGCAUCCCCUCCCAGUGCGUGGUGUCCAAGAAGGCAGGCAUCGGCUUCCCCGCCCGCGGCCGCCCCCAGUACUGCGCCAACGUGGCGAUGAAGAUGAAUGCCAAGCUGGAUGGGUGCAACGUGAAGCUGGCGGAGCCGAUGGCCACCCUGGCGCCGCCCUUUGGGCCCAGGCCCUUCAUGGUGUUGGGGGCGGAUGUCACCCACCCCAUGGGCGGAGAGGACAUGCCCUCCAUCGCGGCGGUGGUGGGCAGCAUGGAUGCCUCGGCCACGCGCUACGCGGCGCGGGUGUCGAUGCAGACGGGGCGCCAGGAGAUCAUUGUGGACCUGAAGAGCAUGGUGGGGGGGUGGGGGCCAGGGGUGUUGGCUGGCUGGGGUGGGUGA